AUAAACAAUGAAUUUUGAUCAAUUGAUACCCAAUAUUUAUUGUUUACACAACAUUUGGAAUCACGUUUCAAUGACAAAAUGGGCUGUACUGCCACCUGAUAACGUUCACUUAUGUCUACUCUCCGAACUUUGACCCCUGAAGAGGAGAUACCAGACGGUAUAAAAGGAGAGGAAGAGCGCUUUCUCGCCAUACCUUGUCUUGCUGCGUCAGUGAACGUACGGACAAACCAAACCCUAAAUCCGCCAUCGUACAGAAAUUUGUACUCUAACAUCAACCAAAAGGAAUCUAACAUCAAAAAUGGCAGAAUCCCAGUGUCGUCAAAAUUUCCACCAAGAGAGCGAGGCCGGCAUUAACCGCCAAAUCAACAUGGAAUUAUAUGCCAGCUAUGCCUACCAAUCCAUGUCUUUCUACUUCAACCGUGAUGAUGUGGCUCUCCCUGGAUUCAGCAAGUAUUUCAAAAACGCUUCUGAUGAGGAACGCGAGCAUGCCGAGAAGCUGAUGAAGUACCAGAACAAGAGAGGGGGGCGUAUCGUGCUUCAGGACAUUGGUAAACCUGACCGUGAUGAGUGGGCAACUGGACUGGACGCCAUGCAGGUGGCGCUUCAGCUGGAAAAGACUGUGAACCAGUCCUUACUUGACCUUCAUAAGCUCGCAGACAAGCAUGGAGAUGCACAGAUGUGCGACUUCAUCGAGACCGAGUACUUGGAGGAGCAAGUGAACGCCAUCAAGGAGAUUUCUGACCACAUCACUCAGUUGAAGAGAGUUGGAAGUGGAUUGGGAGAGUAUGAAUACGACCGUCGCCUCGACUCUUAAAGGUCAAAGUUCAUCAAAGACACCCCCUAGAUAUGUGAAAACUUUCUUUAAACGUGUGAACUGUUAAAUUGACGGGUGUGUAAUAAUAAAUUGAAAAGAAAAACAAAUAAAAAUUGCAAAAAUUUA
Molecule: messenger RNA, 940 nt
Organism: Ostrea edulis (European flat oyster)
Lineage: Eukaryota; Metazoa; Mollusca; Bivalvia; Ostreida; Ostreidae
Product: soma ferritin-like
Exons: 4
Coding region: 299-814 (171 amino acids)
Biological process (GO): iron ion transport; intracellular iron ion homeostasis
Cellular component (GO): cytoplasm
Molecular function (GO): ferrous iron binding; ferric iron binding
Source: RefSeq, a predicted model, not a curated record